Gopherus flavomarginatus (Mexican gopher tortoise) is the source of this 1673-nucleotide messenger RNA. It is a transcript of the gene PRELID3A, whose product is annotated as PRELI domain containing 3A. Gene Ontology annotation, molecular function: phosphatidic acid transfer activity. The record is from RefSeq and is a predicted model, not a curated record. Gene Ontology annotation, biological process: phospholipid transport. Gene Ontology annotation, cellular component: mitochondrial intermembrane space. NCBI's taxonomy places the organism in Eukaryota, Metazoa, Chordata, Testudines, Testudinidae.
CCCCCUGCUUGCGUCACGGCCCCGCCCCCGCUGAGCCGGCUCUUUCUUUGCCCUGAGCGAGCGCUUGGGAGGUCGCCAUUGGGGCUCGCGCGCCGGGGGCAGCGGCGGAGCUAUGAAGAUCUGGAGCUCGGAGCACGUGUUCGGACACCCAUGGGAUACAGUUAUCAAAGCUGCUAUGAGAAAAUACCCCAAUCCCAUGAAUCCAUGUGUAGUAGGAGUAGAUGUGAUAGACAGAAGCCUCGAUAACCAGGGAAGGUUACAUAGUCACCGACUUCUCAGCACAGAGUGGGGACUACCAAGUAUUGUGAAAGCGAUUUUGGGAACAAGUAGGACUUUGACAUACAUUAAAGAACAUUCAGUGGUAGAUCCAGUAGAAAAGAAAAUGGAACUCUGCUCCACCAAUAUUACUCUCACAAAUUUGGUGUCAGUUGAUGAGAGGUUGGUCUACACACCUCAUCCUGAAAACCCAGAAAAGACUGUGCUAACUCAAGAAGCAAUUAUUACUGUAAAAGGCGUUAGCCUGAGUAGUUAUUUGGAAAGUUUAAUGGCCAACACAAUAUCCUCCAAUGCUAGAAAGGGUCGAGAUGCCCUGGAAUGGGUGAUCGGCAAACUAAACACAGAGUUUGAGGAGUUAACAUCAUCGACGAGAGAGCAUGAAAUCUGGAAUGGCAGCGGCAUCAGCAGCAGAGAACUGAGGCCGCAGAACACUGAGGAACUGCGACAGAACAACUUUAUCCCAUGAACUUUAUUUCCUUAAAUCUCUUCUCUGUCUGAUAGUGCCAGUCUUUUGUAUGUUCAUAGGAACGUCAGAACUCGAGAAAAACAUUGUUUUAGAUCUCUCUAGCCUCCAUAUCAACUUAUUUGAGCAGUGAAGACUAACAUGAGCUCUUAUGCUUUUUUAUUUAAAUAACCCCACGAGCUGUAGCCAAUUGAAACACAAUCUUUCUAGCAAUUCUUAAAAAUGCUAAAAUGUGCCUUUAUAAAAAGGCAGUAACUAAUAGGUUUCUUCUACAUUAUACCAUCUGUUUCUUGUGCUCACUUUUUUUAAGUGUGUGUACAUAUAUUUAUUAAGAAUUUCUUUAAAGAGAGCAGCUGCUGUAUUUUAUGAAGGGCGGAUGGGUAUAAAAGCACUGAAUCUAGCAUUAGUCUUCGCUGCCGAAGUGGAAUAGCAAAAAGUGACAAACACUAAAGGGAUGAAGAUAUUUACUCAGCUUAUCUGAAAAGCUAGAUGUUGCAUGGUGGUACUGACUCUUGCAUUGUUAAAGGCAGUGUCUGAAUGCAAUACACAGGUGAUUUUUAUGUCUUGGUAUCCAAACAUCCAACAGAUGUAGUGAGUAUUUAGAUGUGAAUGUAGAUGUUUAGUUACUUUGUGGGGAUAGAAAUAAUUUAUUUUUGUAAUAUUUAUUCACUGGCUCUAGUUGUGUGGGUGGUUUUUUUUUUUUUUUUCCCCCCUCCAUUUCGGGAAGAGCAACUGAUACCUCCAUGGAAACCAUUGGAAAACUAUUGACUUCUAAAUGCAACUUUUUACAAGGUGAUUUGAAUGAAGAGUAUCUUUGUUGCUUCAGAUUGUAACACUUAACUACUGUGAAAAUGAUUCUUAUGCCACAAAGAUAUCAUGAAGACUCGGCAGCAAACUCGGAUCCAUUCUGAAGAGUAACAGAUGUGGUAUUAAA